Seriola dumerili (greater amberjack) is the source of this 4288-nucleotide messenger RNA. RefSeq names its product structural maintenance of chromosomes protein 1B-like (gene smc1b). Bases 1 to 3747 code for a protein of 1248 amino acids. Gene Ontology annotation, cellular component: chromosome; nucleus; cohesin complex. The transcript is spliced from 25 exons. The record is from RefSeq and is a predicted model, not a curated record. Gene Ontology annotation, molecular function: protein binding; DNA binding; ATP hydrolysis activity. Gene Ontology annotation, biological process: sister chromatid cohesion. Lineage: Eukaryota; Metazoa; Chordata; Actinopteri; Carangiformes; Carangidae.
AUGGGUUACCUGAAACAAAUUGAUAUCGAAAACUUCAAGUCAUGGCGAGGGACGCAAGUUAUCGGUCCUUUCAUGCAAUUUAAUUGUAUAAUUGGCACGAACGGCUCUGGCAAGUCCAACGUGAUGGACGCCCUGAGCUUCGCCAUGGGGGAGCGGGCUGCCUCUCUUAGAGUGAAGCACCUCAGAGACCUUGUUCAUGGAGCCCAUGUAGGGAAGCCUGUGUCCGACACUGCCCGGGUCGCCAUGCGGUACUGCAAUGAUGGGGGCCAGGAGACCGUCUUCUGUCGGACUAUCACCGGUGACUCCUCGGAGUAUUGCAUCAAUGGCGUGCAUGUUACUCUCGCCAAGUAUGUGGAGGAGCUCGAGAAGAUUGGCAUUGUGACCAAAGCUCGAAACUGUCUAGUGUUCCAGGGGGCAGUGGAGUCCAUAGCUUUGAAGGACCCAAAGGAGAGGACCAAGAUGUUUGAGCUCAUCAGUCAGUCGAAAGAGUGCGCUGCAGAGUACGACAGAAAGAAAGAGGCCCUGCUUAAGGCCAAAGAGGACACACAGUUUCACUUCAGCAAGAAGAAAUCUGCCACUGUUGAGAGGAAGCAAGUGUCCCAGGAAAAAAUAGAGGCCCAGAGGUACCAGGCACUGGUGGAUGAGCUUCACCAUAACUGCCUCCAGCUGAGCCUGGCUGAGCUCUAUCAUAAUGAGAAGGGCAUCAACGCUCUCAGCAACAACCUGAGGGAGAAACAGCAGGCUGCAGCUGCAAAAAACAGUAAAUUGGUGAACUGGGAGCAGACGGUCAAAAGCCACAAGAAGGAACAUGGACGCCUCACUAGAGAGCAGCAGCACAUUGAGAAGGAGAUCUGUUCCCAGGAGCACAUCCUAUCCCAGACUCGGUCCCAGUACAUCAAAGCCAAGGUAAACACAUCCCACCACAGGAAGAAGGCUGAGGAGGUCCGUAAUGCCCUGAAGAAGAGUCAGAAGCUGUUUGCCAUUAAAAACCAGGAGCUGGCAGAGGGUCGGCAGGAGAUUGCUGAACUGGAGAGGACCUGGAGGAACUAUGAGAAGCAACAACAGCAACAGGCAGCCUCCCGUGGGAGGGACAUUGAACUGGAAGAGGAUCAGUUAGAGCAAUACAAAGAGCUGAAGGAGCUGGCCCGAAAGCAGGGGGCGGUCCUCAGUCAGCAGGCAGAGAAAUUGCACUGGGAAGUGAGAGCAGACUACGAAAAGUUAGCUUUCGACCAGCGCAGAAAGAAGGAAGUGGAGGUCGGCAUCAGGAACACCCAGAGUCAGCUGGAAGAUUUGACACGUAGAGCAGAGAAGCUGGAGGAGUACACCAAGACAUGCACGUCAUCCCUCGAGGAGUACCGACAGCAGGAGCAGAGUCUGAAUGCAGAGCUGCAACGGGGCCGCCAGCGCAGCGAGGAGGUGAACCAGGAGCUGAGUCAAGUGCUGGAGGAGCUGGGUAGCGCCCGCGUGGACAGCCAGGAGAGCAGACGCCAGCUGCAGCGCAAAGAGCUGCUAGAGAGGCUCCGCAGAUUCUACCCUGACACUGUGUAUGGUCGUCUCUCUGACUUGUGCAGUCCCAUCCAUAAGAAGUACCAGCUGGCUGUCACCAAGGUGUUUGGCCGCUACAUGAAUGCUAUUGUGGUGGCCACAGAAAAAGUGGCCCGCGACUGUAUUUGUUUCAUGAAGCAGGAGCGAGUCGAACCUGAAACCUUCCUACCUGUUGACUUCUUGGAUGUAAGUCCUCUGAAUGAGCGACUGCGGCAGGUGCCGGGUGCCAAGAUGGUGGUGGAUGUUGUCCAGGGUAAUACUGCCACAGGUGCCACCCAGCUGAGAAGAGUGGUUCAGUUUGUCUGUGGCAACACCUUGGUGUGUGAGACAAUCAAAGAAGCUCGGAGUGUGGCCUUUGACAGGCAGGAGCGCCUUAAGACCGUAUCGCUGGACGGGACACUGUUUGCAAGGUCAGGUGUGAUCUCUGGAGGCUCCAGUGACCUGUGGAACAAAGCCCGCUGCUGGGAUGAGAAGGACAUGACACGGCUGAGGGAACGCAAGGAACAACUGACAGCUGAGCUGCGCGAUCUGAUGAGGCUGAAGCGGAAGGAGUCAGACCUGAAACAGAUCGUUGCUCAGGCUCAGGGUGCACAGACCCGCCUCAAAUACUCAAAAACUGAGCUGGAAAACCUUCGGAAAACAACCAUCCUCAAAUGCCAAGCGGAGAUUUCUCGUAUGGAGAGUGAACUAGCAAACCUGGACUCUCAGAUCCAGAUGCAGCAGGAAAGUGUUAAGGACGCAGAGAUGAAGAAGAUCAGAGACCAGAUUGACCAGAUAGAGGACGUGGUGUUUUCUGACUUCUGUGCUGAGAUCGGUGUGGACAGCAUCCGCGAGUAUGAGCAGGAGCACCUGAAACUGCAGACAGAGCUUGACGAGAAACAGCUGGAGUUUGAGAGUCAGUCUGCUCGUCUGAAUGCUCAGCUUGAGUAUGAGCAAGAGCAACUGAAGCAGCAGAAGAAGAAGAUCCACAAAAUGGAGGAGACCAUCAACAAGGAGGAGAGAACCAUGGCAGAACAGACGAGGGAUGAGGAGAAGCUGCUGGUGGCAGUGGAGGAAGUUCAGAACAAACUGAUGGAGCUGAAGAACCAGCUGCUCUCUAAGAAGAGCCAAGUGACCGAUGCCAAAGCUGAGCUGGACCAGAAAAUUCACAGCCUUCAAGAGAUCAACAAAGAGUUGGUGAAGCUUCAGCGGGAGGUGAUGACUGCAGAGACAGCUUUGGAGCAGAAACGCCUGGCCAAACACAACUUACUGCUGGCCUGUAAGAUCCAGAGUCUGCCCAUCACUCUGCUGUCAGGGAGCCUGAAUGAAAUCAGUGAAGUGCAGCUGGACACAGAAUCGGAAAGCACUUCAGCCACCAUGGACAUCUACGAGAGAGAGGCACAGCUAGUCAUUGAUUACUCUGAACUGGAGGCAGAGUUCAGGAGUCUGCAGGGAGAGGAGGAGGUGGAGGCUUACCUAGAGAAGCUGAAGGAGUCUGUGUCAUCCACUGAGGAAGUGCUGCAUCGCACCACUGUCCCCAAUCUGAAAGCUCUGGAAAAGAUGAGGGAGGUGAAGGACAAGUUACAGGGAGUGACAGAAGCCUUUGAUGCCAGCACCAAAUUAGCCAGGAAGUGCAGUCAGGAGUUUGAGCAAGUCAAAGCCCGGCGCUUUCACCUCUUCAGCCAGUGCUUUGAGCAUGUGUCUGUCGUCAUUGACCAGAUCUAUAAAAGAAUUUGCAGAAAUAGCAGCGCUCAGGCCAUUCUGAGUGCAGACAAUACAGAUGAGCCAUACCUCGGAGGAAUUAACUAUAACUGUGUGGCGCCGGGGAAACGCUACAUGUCAAUGGACAAUCUGUCUGGUGGAGAAAAGGCCAUUGCUGCUCUGGCCCUGGUAUUUGCCAUCCACAGCUUCCGACCUGCUCCUUUCUUCGUCCUGGAUGAAGUGGACGCAGCCUUGGACAACACCAACAUCAGCAAGGUGACCAGUUUCAUCAGGGAGGAGUCCAGAGAGAACAUGCAGAUCAUUGUCAUCUCCCUGAAAGAGGAGUUUUUCUCCAAGGCAGACGCUUUGCUGGGAGUCUACUCAGAUUUUGAUGAGCACAUGUUCAGCGGCAUCCUAACCCUGGACCUGCGACUCUACCCUCUGGCUGAAGAAGACGGGGAAGAUGGGAAACAGACUCACACGGAGAAUAGAGUGGACAAAAGACAGGAUUCUUGUAGCUAGUGGUCACUUGUGUGAAGCAACUGUUGUGUUUCUCUUGCCUUUAUUUUCAUUGGCCGCAUCAGUUCUAAGUGUUUGUAGCUUUUGACUAGAUAUAAAGGCAAAGUAGCUAAAGUAGUAUUUCAUUGAAUCAGUUUACUGGGGUAACAGUUUAAAUCAGUUUAAAUUGAGCAUUUGUUGUUUAUCCUCUAGGAUGUUCCAUGUCAUUCCAAUGUGAUAAAUUUCAAGGUAUUGAGCAUUUGAUUGGAUUUCUGAGCUGCCUUAUCAGCAGGUUGUAUGUUAACAUUAACCCACAUGUACACGCAAAUUUGGUCAAUAACAAGACUGAGAGGUGACAAGGGAAGAAUAAACGAGCAAUGAUGGAACUUAAAUACAGUGGUGCUUAAAUGUUAAUGGUUGUUGUUUAUCCUCUAGGAUGUUCCAUGUCAUUCCAAUGUGAUAAAUGUUAGUAUAUAUUACUAUCUUGUUUCAGUAAUGUUUCUUAAAUUGUUUUGUAUUUGAGUUAUGCUUUUCAGCUUGACUUGUGUCCUAUUCAUUAAAUCUA